Messenger RNA from Drosophila ananassae, 539 nucleotides. RefSeq lists its product as uncharacterized. Bases 153 to 392 code for a protein of 79 amino acids. Gene Ontology annotation, biological process: 2-oxoglutarate metabolic process. The transcript has 2 exons. The record is from RefSeq and is a predicted model, not a curated record. NCBI's taxonomy places the organism in Eukaryota, Metazoa, Arthropoda, Insecta, Diptera, Drosophilidae.
UUGAACACUCACAACGAAUCGAUAUCGAUAGUUUACUAGGGCAACCCUACCGGGGUUUGUUGUCAGCUGUUAUUGACGUAACUUUUACUUUCCAUCUAUUUUUUCUCGAAUCAGAAACAAACCAAUAAAAGGGCAAUUUGCACAUUAUCCAAAUGGUCCGCCCAGCAGUUGUAAACCUGGCCAAACGUGUGCCCCUCAUCCACUUCCGGAAAGGAGGCGCAGGUUCUGCAGCACCUGCAGGAAACCAGCAGGCAAGUUCCCAGCCAGCAGGAGGCAAAAAGGCGGCUGGAGGGCCAGCUAUCGAUGACUUCGAUCUUCCGGCUAGAUUUGCCCGCAAGCCCAUCUCUCCUGAAGAGGCCGAGUACAUUAACAACGGUGGACCCCCGAAUUAACAUUCUAGGGUUAAAAAUUGAAAUGUGUUUGAAAAUUUUAAGCUUCUUUGGCAGUCCUUGGGUCGCGCCACCAGCAAGCCCCAUAUGUUAAGUAAAGUGUUUAAAUUAAAAGGAGAAUUAAACUAAGACUAGUUGUACAAAGCCAAA